UGGCUAUAAAGAGCGGAUCAUACCUAUAGCAGGAGUCCAUUGGAAAGAUAACAAACCUUACCCUACGGAUCGAGAUGGCUUAUGUAGACCUUCGUGCGUUUACCCCAAACUACUGAAUGGACAAUACAUGUGUGGGGUAUUCUGCAACAGAAAUUUAAAAUUAUACACAAAAACCUAAGAUGGAUGAUAUUCUAGAAGAGGCCAAUAGAAGGCAACAGCGUCGCUUAAAGACUCCAUUGGGAAAGGAAGACCCCGAUCUAGGUCUACAGGGGAUGUCCAUAUCUCCCCGAAGUGCUAAAGGAUCAAGAAAUAACACAAGAGAGUCCCUUACCCCGACAGAACGUCCCCGAACUGGUAGAAGGAGAACCACAAGCCGGGAACAGGAACUUACUGGUUUGACUGAAGAUCUUGAGCAAAAAUAUCCCCCACUGCCUUUCAUUAAGUGUAAAUGCAAUGGUAGGGAAUUAAAAGCAUUGCUAAAUACAUCUAGUCCAUUUUCGACUAUAUCCACUGACGCAGUAAAGGUUUGCAGAUUGGAGAAAUCAACAAAUAAUAGCUUAGCUGUAGCUAAUGGCAUAAAUACGAAUGGCCUAGUAAAGAAUGUCCAAUUAGAAUUCGCUGAAAAACUCUCUAUUGACUUAUAUGUUCACGAUGAUGGUCCAGAUCUCUGUCUAGGGUUGGACUUUUUGAAAAACAUGAAAUGUGUGAUAAAUUUCCAAAUUGGCAGUAUAACAAUGAAUAGUAAGGACAUAACGUUUUUACCAGAGAGGGAAAUACCUCUAAAGUAUAGGAAUGGGAAAAACGUAUCAGCAUCAUUCUAAAAUAAUCUACAAAAUAAUGUGUGGAUAUUAUGACACAUGGAAAAAACAAGGAUUACAAUGGCUCAUUUAGUUUAAUGUAGAAGUAAGAAGAAUGUGUGUAUAUUAAUGUCACCACAUGACAUUUGUUACAUCCGACGACCGCUAAGCGCCGGGCGCCGAAAACCCUCUUCAAAAAGGUUGGAAACUAUAACAAUGUGUCACCACUUAUGAUGAUUUAAAGGAAAGUGAUCAUGGUGUGCAUGCUCAUUUAUCAGUGAACAAACUUGAUGCCAUGUUUAACAAAUACGGUUAAACCAGUGUAUACCUUCAUCCAUUUGUAAUACCUAAGUCAAGAAGUGUUCAAGAAAAAUGCAUAUAUAUGUCAUAUGAUGGUGAACUAUAACAUGAUUCAAUUACAGUGUGAGUUUCCAGCUAUUAGCUGUCAAAUAAAUAAUGUUGGAGAAACAUAAGACUCUAUGUUUUAAUUGCUUUAGAUAUUAAACUUUAAACAAAUGGACAAGUAUGAUGUCUUUAAUACACAAAAUUGAAGUAUCCUCAUUGAUACCCACUUUAUAUCAGUAUAUGAAAGAAUGUAAAAUCAACCUUGAUAUUCGAAACAACAGGGUAAUUAAAUUUUUUUGUUUCUAUCUUGUAUUUCCCAAAUAUUUUUACAUAAUAAUUAUUUUUGUUAAUCUGACUUUUGUAAUUCUGUACAGUUUGACACUUACUGGAAUACCGAAAUCUUAUCUAAGCCAAAAUGGUCCAAAUAUUUACACAAAAAUGUACAAUACCAAAACAUGCAUUAUCAAAGAAUGAUGCAUGGCGUCUAUGUAUAUGUUAAACAGAUGAAAG
This is a messenger RNA of Owenia fusiformis, 1652 nucleotides long. The record is from the annotation of a GenBank genome assembly. NCBI's taxonomy places the organism in Eukaryota, Metazoa, Annelida, Polychaeta, Sabellida, Oweniidae.